AAUGGCUUCUCACCUCGUCCAUCUUCAAGGUUUCCUUCUUCGUAUUGGCCUAGGGACACGCCUGUCCGGUCCCUGGCUCGUCUUCGUUGGUGACAGUGCCGAAAAAGGCCCACCUUUCUCCAGAGGAUUGGCGGAUCCGUGCACACACAGCCCACCCUUGAUUGUAGGCGUAAUUGUGCCAUUGGCCGGGGCCCCCGCCCAGGGCGAGGAGGAGGAGGAGGAGGAGGAGCAGGAGGGUUUGGUUGAGCUGCGGCUGUUUGUCUGUUCGACACAGGCUUGGGCCCGACGGGGGAGACGGAGGUGCAGGACUGUUGAAGCCUGGACGUCCCCUCCCCUCCCCCCUCCCCCCUUUGCCGCUUUGUGGCAUCCCCCUCCCUACGUCCUUUCCCACUCUGAAAAUCUAGCCAUGACUAGCAGAAGCACAGCCAGGCCCAAUGGGCAGCCCCAGGCCAGCAAAAUAUGCCAGUUCAAAUUGGUCCUGCUGGGUGAAUCUGCAGUGGGGAAGUCUAGCCUGGUAUUACGUUUCGUCAAAGGGCAGUUCCAUGAGUACCAGGAGAGCACCAUUGGAGCGGCCUUCCUCACCCAGUCUGUUUGCCUAGAUGACACAACAGUCAAGUUUGAGAUCUGGGACACAGCAGGGCAGGAGCGAUACCAUAGCUUGGCCCCCAUGUACUACAGAGGUGCCCAAGCUGCAAUUGUGGUUUAUGACAUUACUAAUCAGGAAACCUUCGCCCGAGCGAAGACAUGGGUAAAGGAACUACAGCGGCAGGCCAGUCCUAGCAUUGUUAUAGCCCUGGCGGGGAACAAAGCUGACCUGGCCAACAAGCGCCUGGUGGAGUAUGAAGAGGCUCAAGCAUAUGCAGAUGACAACAGCUUAUUGUUUAUGGAGACCUCAGCCAAGACAGCUAUGAACGUCAAUGAUCUCUUCCUGGCAAUAGCUAAGAAGUUGCCAAAGAGUGAACCCCAGAAUCUGGGGGGUGCAGCAGGCCGAAGCCGAGGCGUGGAUCUCCACGAGCAGUCCCAGCAGAACAAGAGCCAGUGUUGUAGCAACUGAGGGGGCAGCUAGCAGCAAACAAGUAUGGAGCUAGCACGAAAGCUAAAAAAAAUAACCUCCAUUCCCACCCCUCAGCACACAGCCCCUACGGUAACAGCACACUGAGCCCUGGCUCCCAAGGGCUGCCUCCUGACAGCUCCGUCAUGGCACUUUUUAACGCUUCAGCAACCAACACCAGGCAGCUGUUGCCACUGACCUCCAACCCCUACUCUGGGACUCGGGGGGGUCAGGUCUCCCAGGACUUACCUUCCAAAACCACCUUUCUUCACUUUGUAUUAUAGGUGCAAGACAGUGACCUACUUACCUUUCCUCCUCCUCCCCAUUUUUUCAGAAAACAUUUUUUUGUCUUCUGCCCUUUCUGCUUUUGGUCAACCCCUGUUCUUGAUCCCCUUUUCCUCCUUUCCCCAGGAUGGAGAAGGUGGUGAACCCAGGAACUGAGGAAGGAAGUUUCUAAUUCAGUCACAUUAAGGGCCCUGGGGGAGAGUAAGGCUCAGAGCAGGAGGGAGUAAGGAAAUUUCCAUUUUUGGUUUUAUUUGGUUGGAAUUUCUCAUUUGAAAACACUGCAUUAUCCAUGAGUCAGCCUUGUGGAAGGUGUUUCAAGGUAGAGAAUGGGAAGGCAAGCGCGCAGGCACCAGGUGAGAGUCGUGUUGUUAGCUAACUGGGCAGAGGUGGAGGAGGAGGUGGAGAUACAACGUCAUCUAUGGCUCUUGAACUCUUCCAAGGCCUAAUUUCCCCUCAAUCAGUCUCUUAGGUAGCUUCUCUUCCGUACUGGGGGAGACGCCAAACCCCAGAGUCCUCCAAAGAAUCUUCACUGGUUGCCUGCAUCUUUGGCUCUGCUGUGAUCUAAUUGGAGGAGGGACCAGUUUCUGAUAUCCAUCCUCUGAUUUAUACGUAUGCAUUUUUUUUCUCUCUGGCCUUUAGGUGGCCUCAAGCCCAGCCACUAUAUCCCCCUGCAGUUUGCACUUUAAUUGAUGGUGGUUCAGUUGGGAUACUUGUUUUAUGGGAGUUUUGAUUGAUUUACCUGCCCUCUCACUUUUUUAAUUAAAUGGAAUCCAAGAUGUAUAUGAGGUUUGGGGAGGGACUGUAGAGAACAGUAUCAGUGGCAGCUACUCAAGCCCAGUCUCCACUGCGAGCUUCCUCCAACUCCGAUUCUUAACCUAUAUCUGUGCCAGCCUAGCUCUUGGGUGUAGGUUUGCCUUUCCUAGGGAAUUAACUGAAGCAACUGGAGAGCGGUCUCAGGAUAGCACAGGCCAUGGAAAGGGGUGAAGAGGAGUAAGGCAAGAGGGAGGAGUUUUCUCUCCUUUCCCAGGGUUCAUGUUCAAUUUGAUCCACCCGUUACCGUGUGUUUUCUACUUCCCUGUAAAUAGGUGUGAUCUUUGUUCCCACUGUACAGUCUGUUCUCCACCCCCCACCCCCCAAUCAGGCCUUAUUUCUUUUCUCCUUUGUUAGUAUCUUCAGUUUAGUCCUUCUGUGCUUAUCCCCAUACUCACCCCCCAUGCAACCAGUGGUUUAAUCCAAAUACCACUAGGGACUAGUACCACAGGCCUACUGGUGGCCACCUUAUAAUACCUGUCCCUGUGGAGAAUGACUGGCACUGAAAAUCCCCUCGCAUCACCAGAAGAUGUUGGUCCUUUCUAAAUCUCUAGCCUCUCUUUACAUCCCUCAUCAGGUAUUUUAGGAUGUCUUUGGGAAGCCAUCAAGGCACGAGAGAAUUCUGAACUCCUUGUUCCAGCCUAGAGUUUUGUGAAAAUUGGGGGAAGUAAUGUAGGAAAGGCCUCAGUGAGGGCCUUGGUGACCUAGGAUUGGAACCACUCUGCCCUUUUGGCUUGCAGACUUCCUUCUGUCCCAGAGCAGCUGAGAAAUCCAUGAGGCUGAGAUCCUGAAGGACCUAGCUUAAGUUCUUCCCCUUAGGUCUCAAUUCCCUUCCUUUUCCAGGGGCAGCCUUAUUUCCUGUGGCCCUGAAACACACAUACAUUUUUGCCUUCCUUUCCCAGCACCCCACUAAGCCCCCAAGAACACCCAGUACAUCCUUAUAAGUGGAAGAACUAGGAUGGUUCUCCUAAGUCUCUUAGAAAUGAAGUUCUCUCUCUGUACAGCUUUCCCCACGGAGCAGGAGUGAGAACGUUUCAUUGCCUUGGGUCUGGGAAACCAUCUAUCCAGGCUUCUCCUCCCCUCUCCACCCCCCCUUUAGGACUGGCCUUAGCUUCUGGGCCUCUCUGCUGCCUUCCUUCUACUUCCUAUCAGCUCUCUGCUUUCCUUUGAGCUCUGUUGGGCUUGGGGAUCUUUGUUUUUAUUUCCAAGCUUUUCAUUUUUCUCUUUUGAUCAGUUUUUUUGGGGGGUCCUUUUUUUUUCUUCUGAGAAAGCAUUUGCCUUUCCCCCCCUUCUUCCUCUUCCAACAUAACAAUCGUGGUAACAGAAUGCGACUGCUGAUUUACCGAUGUAUUUAAUGUAAGUAAAAAAAGGAAAAAAAA
Molecule: messenger RNA, 3525 nt
Organism: Phyllostomus discolor (pale spear-nosed bat)
Lineage: Eukaryota; Metazoa; Chordata; Mammalia; Chiroptera; Phyllostomidae
Gene: RAB5B
Product: RAB5B, member RAS oncogene family
Exons: 6
Coding region: 2-1054 (350 amino acids)
Molecular function (GO): GTPase activity; GTP binding
Source: RefSeq, a predicted model, not a curated record